AUGGAGAAGUACCUGACAGGCACAGUAAUCGGCCAAGGUGCCUAUGGAACCGUAUACAAAGCCACGUGUCAAAAAACUGGAAAAGAGUUUGCCUUGAAGUGUCACAAGCGCGGCGUAGAGGAAGCAACCGUGAGAGAGCUAUCCUGUCUCACGGCACUACAGGGUCACCCUUAUGUGAUCCAGAUCCACGAAUGUGUCAUACACAACGGAAUGAUGGCCACGCUCAUGUCCUAUGCACCCUACACAUUGUCGAACGUGAUUCACAGUGGACACCUUCUCUGUCACGAGCAAGUCCGAGCGCUAGAGAUUAUUCCGUUGAGUUUCGUGGCUCGUUUCUCAGUUCAAGUGGCUGAAGCACUGUCGUACAUGCACAGACUGAACCUGGUGCACCGGGACCUGACGCCAUUCAAUGUGCUGUUGACAGAAGACCUAACCGUACAAGUGGCUGACAUGGGCCUCUCUAGACAUUCCUGUAAAUGGAUGAGCACACCUGUGGUGACGGAGGCAUACAGGGCCCCUGAAUUGUUUGUGGAAGGUGGAAUCUCAGAGUACACUUGUGCCAUAGACAUGUGGAGCCUGGGAGUGAUGAUUGUCGACGCCAUGGAAGGGAGAGUGGCAUUCGCGAGCACUGGGGUGUCCCCGUACCAGAUCAUUGUGAGGACAUUGUGCCCCAAAGACCACCCCGAUGCUCUUCGCGCGAACGAGAGACUUUUAGCUCACGAGCUACUGAAGGACACAGAAUGGACUGAGGCUGCUCACAUGACCAAAGAAGACAAAGACCUGGUCAGAGACCUGGUCAGAGACCGGAUUGAUCGCCGGCGGGUGGAAGUACGAAUAAACAAGCAAUAG
This is a messenger RNA of Sander lucioperca (pikeperch), 849 nucleotides long. RefSeq names its product probable cell division protein kinase ECU11_1290. Gene Ontology annotation, molecular function: protein serine/threonine kinase activity; ATP binding. Gene Ontology annotation, cellular component: nucleus; cytoplasm. Gene Ontology annotation, biological process: mitotic DNA damage checkpoint signaling; protein phosphorylation. NCBI's taxonomy places the organism in Eukaryota, Metazoa, Chordata, Actinopteri, Perciformes, Percidae. The transcript has a single exon. The coding region runs from base 1 to 849 and encodes 282 amino acids. The record is from RefSeq and is a predicted model, not a curated record.